AGAUAACAAUGAAUGUGAAUAUACUCCGUGUGAUGGUGACGUAGGCUUUUGCGAAAACACUGAUGGGUCUUACAUCUGCAGUUGUCGAUUUGGCUACACGCUCGUAGAUGGAGACAUGUGUCAAGAUAUAAACGAGUGCGACAUAAAUGCACACAAUUGUUCACACGAUUGUAUAAACAAACCUGGAGGCUUCACAUGCAGCUGUCCGGGUGACCUUGUUCUAGAUGACGAUGGAGUGUCAUGUUCUUCACCAGCAAACUGUACGUUAAUGUGUGUGAAUAGUGAUUGCAGUACCGACGGCGAAGAUGCGUUUAUAUGUAUCUGUAAUCAUGGCUUUGAACUAUUGAAUGGAACCGACACCAAUUGCACUGACAUAGAUGAAUGCUCUGACGACGAUCUGAAUAGCUGUGGGAAUCUCGGAAUAUGCAAUAACACAAUAGGAGGCUACAACUGCAUGUGCAUUGAAGGUUAUGAACUUUUAGAGGGAACAAUUAUGUGCGUUGAUAUUGAUGAGUGUAGGAGUACUAACCCUUAUCCAUGCCAUGAUGAUUCAACUUGCUUGAAUACAAUUGGAGGUUUUAACUGCACAUGCCGAUCUGGAUUUAGUGGUGACGGUCUAAAUGCUUGUACAGAUAUUGAUGAAUGUGAAAAUGAUGCAAAUGACUGCGAUCCGAAUGCUAACUGUACCAACAACGAGGGUUCGUAUGCAUGCACUUGCAAUAAUGGUUUUCUUGGCGCAGGGGUUGAUUGUUUUGAUAUCAUCGAAUGUGAUACUCCGGGAACUUGUCCAGAUAAUGCGUUUUGUACCAAUACGGAGGGCUCUUACAAUUGUACCUGCAAUAUAGGGUUUGCUUAUAACCAAACAGGCGACUCCUGUGAUGAUAUAAAUGAGUGUGAUGAUUCUACCUGUAGCACGAAUGCCGCGUGUCGUAACUCUGAAGGAUCUUACGUGUGUACAUGUAACACAGGUUUCCGUGGAGACGGGUUCCAGUGUACUGACAUCCAAGAAUGUGAAGAGAAUAUUCAUGAUUGUGACAUUAAUGCUGAGUGUGAGAACACGAAUGGCAGUUUCAGUUGUUUGUGUAACACUGGGAUGUCUAUUUAA
Messenger RNA from Anneissia japonica, 1105 nucleotides. Its product is annotated as latent-transforming growth factor beta-binding protein 1-like. Lineage: Eukaryota; Metazoa; Echinodermata; Crinoidea; Comatulida; Comatulidae. The record is from RefSeq and is a predicted model, not a curated record. The coding region runs from base 116 to 1105 and encodes 329 amino acids. The transcript has 9 exons. Gene Ontology annotation, molecular function: calcium ion binding.